UCCCCGCGGCGCGAGAUCAAGAUCGACGGUGACCUGGUGCUGGGCGGCCUGUUCCCCAUCCACGAGAAGGGCCUGGGCAUGGACGAGUGCGGCCGCAUCAACGAAGACCGGGGCAUCCAGCGGCUGGAGGCCAUGCUGUUUGCCAUCGACCGCAUCAACCAGGACAUGUCCCUGCUGCCCGGCGUGCAGCUGGGCGUGCACAUCCUGGACACCUGCUCGCGCGACACCUACGCCCUGGAGCAGGCGCUGGAGUUUGUGCGCGCCUCGCUCACCAAAGUGGACGACACCGAGUUCAUUUGUCCCGACGGGUCGUACGCACUGCAGGAGGACAGCCCGCUGGCCAUCGCGGGCGUCAUCGGAGGCUCGUACAGCAGCGUCUCCAUACAGGUUGCCAACUUGCUGCGGCUAUUCCAGAUCCCCCAGAUCAGUUAUGCCUCCACCAGCGCCAAGCUGAGCGACAAGUCGCGUUACGACUACUUUGCCCGCACGGUGCCGCCCGACUUCUACCAGGCCAAGGCCAUGGCGGAGAUCCUGCGGUCCUUCAACUGGACCUACGUGUCCACGGUGGCGUCGGAAGGAGACUACGGCGAGACGGGCAUCGAGGCCUUCGAGCAGGAGGCGCGCCUGCGCAACAUCUGCAUCGCCACGUCCGAGAAGGUGGGCCGGUCCAACUCUAAGCGUUCAUCCUACGAGGCCGUGGUGCGGCAGCUGCAGCAGAAGCCCAACGCCAAAGUGGCGGUGCUCUUCCUCCGCAGCGACGACGCCAGGGAGCUCUUGGCGGCAGCUGCCCGACUCAACGCUUCUUUCCUGUGGGUGGCCAGCGACGGGUGGGGCGCCCAGGAGAGCAUUGUCAAGGGCAACGAGGCCACGGCCGAUGGGGCCAUCACCCUGGAGCUGGCGGCCCACGCCAUCCCCAACUUCAACCAGCACUUCAUGACGCUCCGGCCUGAGAACAACGCGCGCAACCCCUGGUACCGGGACUUCUGGGAGCAGAAGUUCCAGUGCUCGCUAGCCGGCAGCAACAACCUGGGCGUAUCUCCGAGGCCGUGCGAGCACAACCUGACGGUGGACGAGUCCAACUUCGAACCCGAGUCCAAGAUCAUGUUUGUGGUGAACGCGGUGUACGCCAUGGCGCAUGCCCUCCACCGCAUGCAGAGGGCGCUGUGCUCCAACACCACGCUGCUCUGUGACGCCAUGCGGAGCCUGGACGGCAGGAAGCUCUACCGGGAUUUCCUGCUCCACGUCAGCUUCAGAGCUCCAUUUUCCCCUCCCGGCACGGAGAGUGUGGUGAAGUUUGAUCCGUAUGGUGAUGGUAUGGGUCGCUACAAUAUCUACAAUUAUCAGCGCUUGCCAGGCAGCGACCGCUAUAGCUACAUACAGGUGGGCGAGUGGGCGGAGACACUGUCCCUGAACGACGCCAUGAUCGGCUGGCCCCGCAGCGGCGUGGUGCCCACGUCCCAGUGCAGCGACCCCUGCGCCCGCAACGAGAUGAAGAAGAUGCAGGCGGGCGAGUACUGCUGCUGGAUCUGCACCCCCUGCGAGGCCCACGAGUAUCUGCCGGACGAGUUCACCUGCUCCCCCUGCCCGCCGGGCCAGUGGCCCACCGAGGACCUGAGCGGCUGCUUCGACCUGCCCGAGGACUACAUCAUGUGGGAGGACGCCUGGGCCAUCGGGCCCAUCACCAUCGCCUGCCUGGGCUUCAUCUGCACGCUGAUGGUGUUUGGGGUGUUUGUGCGGCACAACGACACGCCGCUGGUGAAGGCGUCGGGCCGCGAGCUGUGCUACAUCCUUCUGCUGGGCGUGUUCAUGUCGUACACCAUGACGUUCGUGUUCAUCGCUAAACCCUCGCCGGCCAUAUGCACGCUGCGGCGUUUGGGCCUGGGCACGUCGUUCGCCGUCUGCUACUCGGCGCUGCUCACCAAGACCAACCGCAUCUCGCGCAUCUUCAACGGCGUGAAGGACGGCGCCGGGGCCCAGCGGCCGCGCUUCAUCAGCCCCAGCUCGCAGGUCUUCAUCUGCCUGUCGCUCAUCUCCGUGCAGCUGCUGCUGGUGUCCGUCUGGAUGCUGCUGGAGGUGCCCGGCACGCGCCGCUUCACGCUGCCCGAGCGCCGGCAGAUGGUCAUCCUCAAGUGCAACGUGCGCGACUCCAGCAUGCUGCUGUCGCUCUCCUACGACGUGCUGCUGGUGGUGCUGUGCACCGUCUACGCCUUCAAGACGCGCAAGUGCCCCGAGAACUUCAACGAGGCCAAGUUCAUCGGCUUCACCAUGUACACCACCUGCAUCAUCUGGCUGGCCUUCCUGCCCAUCUUCUACGUCACCUCCAGCGACUACCGGGUCCAGACCACGACCAUGUGCAUCUCUGUCAGCCUGAGCGGGUUCGUGGUCCUGGGCUGCAUGUUCGCCCCAAAGGUCCACAUCAUCAUGUUCCAGCCCCAGAAGAACGUCGCCAGCCAUCGGCUCAACCUCAACCGCUUCAGCGUGAGUGGCCCCGCCGCCGCCACCGCCACCACAUACGCCUCUCAUGUAAGCGCUCACUACGUCCCGACGGUCUGUAACGGCAGAGAGAUUGUGGACUCCACCACCUCCUCUCUGUGA
Molecule: messenger RNA, 2595 nt
Organism: Engraulis encrasicolus (European anchovy)
Lineage: Eukaryota; Metazoa; Chordata; Actinopteri; Clupeiformes; Engraulidae
Gene: grm3
Product: glutamate receptor, metabotropic 3
Exons: 6
Coding region: 79-2595 (838 amino acids)
Biological process (GO): regulation of synaptic transmission, glutamatergic; G protein-coupled glutamate receptor signaling pathway
Cellular component (GO): plasma membrane
Molecular function (GO): group II metabotropic glutamate receptor activity
Source: RefSeq, a predicted model, not a curated record